Molecule: messenger RNA, 2007 nt
Organism: Amphiprion ocellaris (clown anemonefish)
Lineage: Eukaryota; Metazoa; Chordata; Actinopteri; Pomacentridae
Product: small integral membrane protein 44
Exons: 3
Coding region: 670-1344 (224 amino acids)
Source: RefSeq, a predicted model, not a curated record
CUUAAUAAAGAAACCGGCAUGAACUCACCUCUGACUGCGGCUCCUGCAGAGCACCGUGGAGUCGAAAGGAAGAGAGAACAGGUUCAUCUGACCGCCCUCUCCAUCCUGCAGGAACAGGACGCGUUUUUAAUGUGUAAACUGUCAGCAUCAAAUGAGAGUGUCAGCCACGGGGACACCGGAUCUACAGUAGCGGAUUGUUAACAGUCGCGGAUUCUUUACCGCUCCAUCCAAGAUUUAUGUUUUUAAGGUCAAGAGGAUUUUUUGACACGUUUCUUUCCAUGCGAAUGUCAUCGCAGCCUGUUGUACUGUGACACUGCGUUGUUUUUAUUUCACUUUAGGAAAUAAACCAAAAAUUGGAGGCACUAAAUUCCUUUUUUAUUGGUGCGUAAAAACCGCGCCGCCCGUCAAUGAAUGGCGCGUUGUGCCAGAGGGGUAAGUUUCAUAGGCACUGAUGAGCUGCUGUCGGACGGAAGCUUCGAUAUCUGAGGAACCUGUUGGAUUAUAAAAUACACGCGCGCGCGUGCGCUCGUGCAGGCCCGCACGCAUUACUUUCAAGGACGGCGAGUUUGGAGAGUGUUGUUAGUGUCUCAGGUGCGUCUUCACUGGAUUUUUGCGCCUUGGUGACCCCGCAAUUACAAACCUCCGUGUGCUGAGUACAUAGUGAAGACAAUGUUUUUAUGCAACACGAGUGCCAUAAAGGACUGGAGCUACUUUCUCUCACAGAUAUUGCCUCUGAUGAAUAAAACUACAGGCUUGGUCAGCAUCGACAAAGCAGAGGCUGUAACGACCACCAUGGUGACAUCUCUGCAGCCGGACGGCGCGAUGAGCGCGAGUAACCCGCCUCUCAACUCCAACCAUACCUCGGGCAUGGAGCACGUCUUUCAGUACUCUUAUUCGGAGAGUGACCUGCUGUACACCAACUACCGGACACCGGCACGAGACUCCAUGCCGCUGCCCAAAGCGGUGCUGUACCUGGUUAUGGCCGCGCUGGUGGUGGUGGCGGUGGCGUAUGCGAUAGUUGGACACCUGGUCAAAGAUGUGGUUAAUGACUUUGUCGGUGGAGGCAGGUCAAUCGUUGCUGAAGGGGAUGGAGGUGAAACCAGUGAACCAGAUUGGAUGUUUGGCUCUCGUAGAGUUACCAACCGCAACAAGAAUGAGAUCAGCUGCAUCACUAAUAACAUGCAUGAACUGAGUGAGUUGGGCGAGAGGCCUAGGCUGGUGGGAAUGAGCUACAUUUCUCUGAAUCACACCAACUGUCUGAGCUCCAACAGAUCCGAGGAGAUAGUGAUCACUAUAGAUGAGACGUUACCGCAGCAACCUCCAGACACUCCCUCUGGGACUUAACUGUGACCUUCUGACCUUCCCUGAGAGAAACAAAGCAGCGUACUAGCGUGCUCUUCUUGUUAAAGUGGAUUUACAAGUCUGUCAUGAAUUGAAGCUUUAUCCACUGUUUCAUCACCUGCAGGUGGGCUGUAUUGGCUGUGUAAUGUUGGGCCAUAGGGGACUUCUGAUGUGGCAUCACUUGUUAAUGGACUCCUUUUUUGCUGAAAGGACUGGAGAGGAUGGCUGCAGCUUUUUUUGGGCAGACAUUUAGAGAAAAAAAUUUUUUUUUUCUUGUUUAUGUCCUUAUCGUGCUGACCCUUUUUUCAAGUGACCCCGUAAGCUUUGACAUGACAAUACCACUCUGUUAAUGUGACUUGCAGUUCACUGUAACCACUAGCAGUAUUUAAUCACCUUAAAUAUACAACACGCAUCGAUCAGUACUUAUUGUAAUGUUGCUGGUAGCAAGGUUAAACACUCCACCUUCAUAAAAAAAGAAACAAUCACAAGUUUUGAAUCUUUCUUGAUGCUGUGAGGCAAGAUUAAUUAUGUUUUUGUAAUUGUGGUAAAAUUUGCAUUAAGCACCUCAAAUGACACCUUCGCCCUUUCCUGUAUAAUAAUGCUGUAAUUACUAAUGGGCAAAAAAAUUCUCUUUCUGAUGAUAAAUAAAUGUAUUUUCUAAUUUCA